Sphaeroforma arctica JP610 is the source of this 642-nucleotide messenger RNA. RefSeq lists its product as hypothetical. Bases 1 to 642 code for a protein of 213 amino acids. The transcript is spliced from 3 exons. Lineage: Eukaryota; Ichthyosporea; Ichthyophonida. The record is from RefSeq and is a predicted model, not a curated record.
AUGCCCGGAACUGGUCUAUCUGAGAGCAUGCCCACGACCCCCACUUCUCGCAGUAGACCAUACUCCGACUCAGCGGGUGACAUGUCAGGAUCUGAUGGAGAUACAUCUUUUCCUUUCGAUUCGAAGCCUCACCACGGAACAGCUUCAGAGAAGGAUGCUGCGCUUGAAAGCCCGAGUAUCGGCGAGCUACUGCGCCUCAAUAGCCACAGCAAGAGCCACGCACCACCACCACCACCAUCUCUGAAUUUCAUCGAAAACACCCAGUACAACCCGGCCUCAAGCAUAGCCAAUGGUCUAGCCGCGCACAUGAGUGUACGGCCACCAACAACGCCCACGGGGAAGGGGGGUGACUUGGAUCGUUCCGCUAUAGAUGCCAUCAGUGUGGGGUCUGCAUCUACACCUCUGUAUAUAUACAAGGUCAUCGCGGAGCCGGGCGAGUUUCACACGCUUGAGUUUGUGGAGGGUGACAAUCACGAGCCAAUUUGCUUCCGCUGGUACUCGUCAUGGCUCCAGCAGGAGUACGAAGUGGAUGUGGGGAUACACACAACAAAGAUCAACCAUGCCUGGAGGGACCAGUUCUGCCUCGCCGGUAUACAUGUCGUAUAUCAACUAUUUGUGCGUGCGCUAUGUGUGUAUGAAUAA